AGCAUCAGUGAAUACCAAACGCAGGGAGUUGUAUCCGAAGACGCUUGGAGGGAUUUAGGUGACAAAUGAUCCUGUAAAGUGAUGGCAUAAUUUUAGAGCACCGUUCUAGAGUUGGCGGCGUGUGGUCAACUCUGAUAGUUCCAGGCCAAAAAAGUUCUUUCUAACAGCGUUGCCUACUACCCCCCUACACGGGCUUAUGCGCCAAAUCUGAACAACCUGUGAUAAUUGUUUAUUUUAAUUAAACGGACACUUUCAUUAAAGAAAAAAAAAACGUAUUCGCCCAUCGGAUUUACAGCUUUACAAGUCAAAACAUUUAUUAAGUCUGAUUGUAAAGAAAUUUUAUAGACGCUAUUUUUAGUCAUCGCCUAAGUGAGAAUUAGUUUGAAACCAAUAAACGCGCUUUCUUUUACAGUGAAAUCAAACUGAAUUCAGAGAAGAACCACGCAUCCACUACUAUACAGGACUUUGAAAAUGAAGUGAAUUAGGUGCUAGCUCAGACAGCCUCAUUGCAUGAGGACAGUAUUGUGCUUUGAUUCAUGACAUUGGACUUGUUAACUAGCGGCUCAUAUUCCACGCCUUGAUGACUGACUGUUUCGCUUGACCAAUGGCUGUUUGAUAAUUGUAUAGAAGUAUAUUCUCUUUCAGAUCACCCUUCCCUCCAUACAGGACACAAUGGGCGUGGUCACAGUCAGCGAUAUAGACUAUGGGCAAAUUUUCGGUCCUUUCCCUACUCACGUAACGGCGACUGACCCGGCUUACGUCAUAGGAAUGUUGACUUGUGAUAGACAACCUGAUGGAGUACUCCUAAGGGUUGAUACAGAAGAACGCAGAGGAGGAAUUCGAAACAUUGAUUGGCUGCCAUAUGUGUCUCCAGCACGUGACGAGGAAGAGCAGAACAUGGAGGCUUACCCCAAAGAAGGCGGAGUCUACUACCGGACGUUACGUAUAGUGAAGGCAGGCGAGGAACUGCUAGUGUGGUACAGCAAAGACUUUACUCAGCUUCUUGGGGUCCCAGAACUUCAGAGCAACUCCAAACGUGAUGAUGAGCAAUAUAUUUGCUCACACUGUGGGGAGAUGUUUGACUUUCCUUACCCACUGAGAGCUCACCUCAAAUUCAAGUGCACAUUCACCGCAGAGGACAGGCUAUUCCCCCCAGUACCCGCUCACCCCCUGACCAAACUCAACGGAAACCUGCGAUGUCUUGGAAACAACGCCGGAAACGACAUCGAGGGAUACGCCGAGAACAAACAGCACCAGAUGCUAAGCUACAUGACCAACAACAACGCCAUGUUCACCAUCGCCAGCAAGCGACACCUAGAGGAUUCUGGUGCAGAAGCGCCUCCGGCCAAGAAAACUUCAGACGUGCAGCUGCCGAAGACGAAGAAAGAUUCUAUAAUUAGCCAUUCCAUUGAAGAACUGAGUAAAAGUCACGUGAGCAAAGCGAGGGAAGACCUUGACAUUGGCCGUGGUGACGCUGUACCAGAAGGCCAGAGCGCAUUUAGAAAAGUGACGUCAGAGCACACACUGUCUCCUAUCCCUAUUAUAACUAACUUCCCACUUAGGACCAAAACCAUUUCUCCGCCGAUGAAGACGAGUUCUCCCCCUUCAGCAACGUCUUCGUUGAACUCACCUGUAAUGGGUACAACUCACGGUCUGUCGGCGACCAAGACGAAUUCACCAGUCUCUGCCAUAUUGCACAGCCCGACAGCUGUGUCCCCAAGAAGCGAGCCGUGCUCAUCUUCCAUGCCCCCUCCCGUGCGACCGCCUGUCAAGCCCAUGGCGUCACAGCUGACCACGGUCAGCUCCCCUGACCAGUCAAGACCUCCCAUUAUGGGUCUCUACAUGCCACGUAUCCCACUUAUCCCUACCCCAUCGGCUCUCGGAAUUCCCGGCGGAAGUCUUCUCGGGGCUAGUUCAUCAAGUAGAGCUUUAUCCAUGCACCAUUCAGCUUUCCCGGACCAGAUUCCUCCAGGGUUACUGGAAAUGUGUCGGGCGACGAUUCCCGCCGUCGGUCCCCUGACGGAAUCAUUCGCAGCGAACAUCAGAAACUGUGAACAUCUGGCCAAGCAGGCUCUGUUUGCUGACAGACACAUCUCCAGUCUGGGCUUCCUAAAGAGCACUAACCCAAUGGUGGAGAAGCUUCUACAGAGCACCAACCCAACGUUACUAUCUUCUCCCAUCAACGCGCUCAAUUUGUCACAGAAUUGGUGCGCAAAGUGCAAUGCUACCUUCAGAAUGACCUCUGACCUUGUUUACCAUAUGAGGUCACACCACAAGCGAGAGUUUGACCCAAUGAAACGGAGGCGGGAAGAGAAGCUCAAGUGCAACAUCUGCAACGAGGCUUUCCGAGAGAGGCAUCACUUGACCAGGCACAUGUCCUCGCACGCGUGACAUAAGGACUCGGUGUCAUUUAGCGCCAGCUCCCUCUCCUGAGAGAAGAAUGACACUGCUUGUCUACAAGACUUGAUUACCAGUCCACUGUCAGCCACGACUUUUCUGACUACGGAUUUAAUAAAAGGCGCAUAGGCCGUCUCACAGAAAUCGCGUAAAACAAUGACUUACCUAGCAUAGUACACUUGACAGGUAUUCGUUAAACAUUUUUUUGACGUGAUAACAGAAGACCAACAAUCCGUUUGCCUAUGAUACUUUUAGUUGCUUGUUUGAAACUAACAAAUUGUUAGUAGGCCUACUAAAGAUACAAUGAACUCUAUGAGAUUGCUUAUAAAAUGGUAACCAGGAAGAACAUUGCUAAAUUAUGUGACAAUUCUGAUGGUGAGUCACGUUGCAAUACUGAUUGAUGGGUGGUUUUUUUAAUACAAGACAGCAAUACUUCUUUUUUUUUUUUUUUUUUUCAUUACGCUUACUGUGCAUUCCAUUUUCAAUACGAGGUGAAGAAGUCUGCAAUUCAAUACAAGAUCCCAUUAUGUCUUCAAUUCAAUGCAGGAUCCCUGAUUUAUGUAAUCAUUGCAGGCUCACUGACAACUUGAAUUCAAUGCAGGAUCCCUGAUUUAUGUAAUCAUUGCAGGCUCACUGACAACUUGAAUUCAAUGCAGGAUCCCUGAUUUAUGUAAUCAUUGCAGGCUCACUGACAACUUGAAUUCAAUGCAGGAUCCCUGAUUUAUGUAAUCAUUGCAGGCUCACUGACAACUUGAAUUCAAUGCAGGAUCCCUGAUUUAUGUAAUCAUUGCAGGCUCACUGACAACUUGAAUUCAAUGCAGGAUCCCUGAUUUAUGUAAUCAUUGCAGGCUCACUGACAACUUGAAUUAAAUGCAGGAUCCCUGAUGUUUUCAAUACAAUUCAAUGCAGGAUCCCCGAUUUAUGUAAUCAAUGUAGGAUCCCUUAUGUUUUCAAUUCAAUACAGGAUCCCUGAUGUUUUCAAUUCAAUACAGGAUCCCUGAUUUCAAUACAAUUCAAUGUAGAAUCCCUGCAAUCAAUGCGGAACGAGAAACACUGAAGCCAUUUUCAAUUCUAAAAUUUAAGGCGUUACGGUUAACAAUUGAAAUUAGGCCAAAUAAACUUGACGAAUGGACAAUAUAGACACUUUGUUGGUCUAAGACCGUUGUUUAGAUUCCUACUAGUACUACAGUGUUACGGAUGAACUUUGAUAACCAUUACCAAGGUCAGCAAUGUUUCUAGUGAUGAUUUCAACCAUUAAAAAAAGGUUACACCCUGAGAACUAAUUGAAUGUGUUGUUUCAGAUUUGUGUGUGGGUUAAGACCCUGAACUAGUUAGGCUAAUACACAAAUACAGCUGUAUGCUGGAGAAGGUAAUCUUAGAGCACCACAUCAUACAUCAGUAUACCAGUCAAUGACAUAAAUAUUUGAACACCAUUACAUUUGAGCACAAUCAUUGAACAACCGUAAGUUGUUAAGUCAUGAAUUUUUUUAUUUUAUGAGAGCAUUUUUUUUAUAUUUUUAUUUUAAAAUUUAUUUUUUUAAAUAAUUAGCCAUUUAUUAUAUCUAAUAACUGAAAUAUAAUUUCUUUUUGUAUGAAAUAUUCAUUUUGAAAGAAACAUUAUCACUUCAGAGAACUCUACCUUAAUAGUCAUUAUUAAUAAUCAUCUGAAGAAUGCAUAUGUCAAUUUUCCCUCCAUACACAAGUAAAGAAGAAAUAAUGUGAUAUUGUGUUAUAUAAGAUAGCAGUGUGUUUCAAGUAAAAAUGUAGGUAUGUGGUGCCCCACAUUGAGAUUUGAAUCAAAGUCUAACAAGAGUUGGACUCUAGUGUGCCAUUUUGUCUUCAUCACAUUGACUCAGUGAUUUGAUUCAAUCUUCAGACCAAAGUAUUAAUAUUACCAUACUGUGUACUUCUGUUUUAUUAAACCUGAUAUGGCUAGCUGUUUACAUUCAUUCUUUUUGUUCAAAAUCUAUUACCAGAAUUUAUGUGUAUAUACUCUACUUGAAUAUUAUACAUUUGUGUGCUUUUAAUGCUUCUGAACUAGUCAAAGAACAAAUGAUGUAUAGAAUCUAUUUAUUACUAUUUGAAAUUAAUACAAUAAUGUUUUCAUG
This is a messenger RNA of Biomphalaria glabrata, 4505 nucleotides long. Its product is annotated as PR domain zinc finger protein 1-like. Gene Ontology annotation, molecular function: protein binding. The record is from RefSeq and is a predicted model, not a curated record. NCBI's taxonomy places the organism in Eukaryota, Metazoa, Mollusca, Gastropoda, Planorbidae. The transcript is spliced from 5 exons. Gene Ontology annotation, cellular component: nucleus. The coding region runs from base 673 to 2391 and encodes 572 amino acids. Gene Ontology annotation, biological process: regulation of DNA-templated transcription.